This is a messenger RNA of Mucor mucedo, 666 nucleotides long. RefSeq names its product Dynamitin-domain-containing protein. Bases 1 to 666 code for a protein of 221 amino acids. The transcript has 3 exons. Gene Ontology annotation, biological process: mitotic spindle organization. Gene Ontology annotation, cellular component: cytoplasm; dynactin complex. The record is from RefSeq and is a predicted model, not a curated record. Lineage: Eukaryota; Fungi; Mucoromycota; Mucoromycetes; Mucorales; Mucoraceae.
AUGCACAAAGAGAAUAAAUUAUCAGACAUCGAUGAACGUAUAGCCAAAAUAGAGAAACUUGUCGGAUCUAGUGCAGGACAAGCUUUAGAUGAUUUCUCCUCGAACCUUGCUUCUUCUUCACUCAUCAAUUCACUCGCAAAAUUGGAACAACAAGUGGUAGUCCUUGCCCAACCCAGACAAUUGGAAAUGGUAGCAAGAAGAGUAAAGGGUUUAAACAGUGAUCUGGAUCGAUUAAAUGAAUUGAAAUCAGGCCGUAAAGAUACCAAGGUUUUAGGUUAUGCUGUAUCCAACUCGUUAAACCAAGCUACUACAGCAGAGCAUGCUCCUGAUGGUCUUUCCAAUGACGCUGAAGCCAAAGUCAAUCAAUUAUUUGCCACGCUGGAAAAGGUUGAUCCUCUUUUAAAUCUGACGCCUGCUCUAUUAACAAGGCUUAAGGCCUUACAAGGUUUACAUACCGAAGCUGCUGCCUUUGGACAAUCUGUCAAGGUCAUUUCGGAGGAACAAACCAGAAUGACUGACGAAUUGAAAAGUUUAACAACCACCUGUGAUUUACUAAACAAGAGCUUACAAGAAAAUGACGAAUCUAUUAACAACAACAUCAAGGUCAUUGAUGAUAGAAUGACCGAUUUAAUCCAACGUAUCACUGCUUUAAGCACUACGCCUUAA